This is a messenger RNA of Scleropages formosus (Asian bonytongue), 324 nucleotides long. RefSeq names its product lithostathine-1-beta-like. Lineage: Eukaryota; Metazoa; Chordata; Actinopteri; Osteoglossiformes; Osteoglossidae. The record is from RefSeq and is a predicted model, not a curated record. The transcript has a single exon. Bases 1 to 324 code for a protein of 107 amino acids.
AUGACCUGGAAUGAAGCCCAGAGCUACUGCAGGGAGAACAAUGUGGACCUGGUGUCUGUCUACAGUGAGGAGAUCCAGAACUGGGUGGAGAGGAUGGUUAGAAGUGCCACCAGUUCCCAUGUGUGGUUGGGUCUGCGCUUCUCCUGCAGAUUGAAACUCUGGUUCUGGGUCACCGGAAGCGUGGCCUGCUACCAGAACUGGGUUCCGGGUAACGGGAGUGGAGCUGGACACUGUGGGAACACUGGGGCUGUCCAAUCUGGAGGAGGACAUCAGUGGGUCAGUCUGCCUGAGACUCAGAAGCUCAACUUCAUCUGCUCCAAAUAG